GAGCCCAGAUAUCCAUACCAGUCAGUGGCGUUCACAGUUCUUCAAUGUAUUAAACCGCUUCAAGCUCUCGGCCACACCCAAAUCUAAAUUUAUUCUUGACGGUAUCCCCCAUCAAAUCUACGUACUUGAAGAAGACGAAAAAAAAAAUCAUUCCAAUACUUAGAUUAUAGAUGAACAAAACUAAUUUCUUCAUUCAGUGAAAAGUUUUAAGGCAGAGCAGACGGACAACUUCUCAGCAUCGUUGUUCAAUUUUGGCGGGAAUUUCUUUCAGCAUUAUGAGUGGACGCGGGAAAGGCAAGCCAAAGUCUACCAAGUCAGUCACCCGCAGCUCCCGGGCUGGUCUGCAGUUCCCUGUCGGUAGAAUUCAUCGGUUCCUCAGAAAAGGCCAGUAUGCUCAUAGGAUUGGUGGGGGAGCGGCUGUAUACCUAGCUGCUAUACUCGAGUACCUCUCAGCAGAAAUUUUGGAGCUUGCCGGGAAUGCAGCCCGGGACAAUAAGAAAUCUCGAAUAGUCCCGAGACAUCUCCAGUUGGCAAUCAGGAAUGAUGAAGAACUCAACAAACUCUUGAAUAAUGUCACUAUCGCAUCGGGUGGAGUGAUGCCCAACAUUCAGGCGGUACUCCUUCCGAAGAAGAGCGGGAAAGCAGCGAAGCAGAGUGGACCGAGUAUGGAGUACUAGCUGCAUUGACCACCGUCACACUUCCGGCAUCCCCUCGGCACUGCUCGGCAUGACACGCUCGGAAUAUUUCGGUAUACUUCGUCAACCUGUUGGCACGCUAUUGUAGGCGGCACUUUUCACCCAUCGGCACAUCAAUGCGGAGUCAUUUUCAUCUUCUCGGCCUCUCUGGAUGUUUGCCCUCAUCCGUUUAGAAAUUCUCCGGCCUUCCUCUGCAACCCUUCGUCACUUUUUCGCUAGCCCUCGUUUUCAUUGUCACAUUUCCGUCACCAUGCUAGGUAUUCGUCAUCCUGGCGAUAACUUUCAUUUUCUUAGUACCUCGUGACGUCUGCCUUCAUCCGGUUAGAAACACAUCUUUCUUUCGUCAUCAUCUCAUCACAGUUUUGCUAGCCCUCGAUGUCUUUCGUCAUCUUUUCGGCACCAUCUUCGGCAUUCGUCAUCCGCCCGAGAUUCUUCGUCAUCCUCUCGUUAAUUUUCGAAAACUUGUGUUUUCUCUACACGUCUGUCAUCAUCCGGUUAGAAACCAUCGUUCUUUCGUCAUCUCUUUAAUCUUUCGCUAUCCCCCGUCUUUCCUCAUCUUUUCGGCAACAUCUUCAGCAUUCGCCAUCUUCUCGAUAGUUUUCGUCUUCUCGAUAUCUCUUGACCAUGUUCACACCUUUCGUUGCUAAUCCCUCGUCAUAUUUUCAGUAGCGUUUCGGCACUAUAUUCACUUUGGGCACUCUCGUCUUCUCGGCAUCCUUUCGACACAGUCAGGGGACUACUUUGCCACCACCUCGAAACGGAAGCCUUAAAGGACCGAGUAGCAUUUUGUUUACUCGAAUAGGGAGACUUUGAAUUUGUUGGGUAACCUGUGAUAUCCCAACAAUUCAACUUCAUCGCGAAACGUUAAGGUUUCUACCUUUCCAGGAUUAUUGUCUCGACAGGCUCGAAACAAAAAUACGAGAAAAGACAUGGUCAUUGCUCAUGAUAUAUCGGCCCUGUAUUACGUGAUUGAUCUUACGUAAAAUAUACAUUUGAGAUUAAUCACAGCGUUGCAAAUGAUCGGAUUCGAUCACAACUCUCGUGAUAAUGGGUUCAGAAUCUCUUUGGUGGGAGCGAGUGUUAGAUUAUCAUAAAUUAUUGCGCUUUGACUAAGACAGCCAGCCCUGUCAUAGUUUCGAAAUACUGAAACUGUGUGCAUGAUUUUAAAUAAGGAUGAAUACUUUGCCAAACAUUCUACCAUCUCUGAUUGAAAUACUGUAACAGUAUAAGAAUUUGUAAAUUGCCUUUUCAGAGAAUUCUUGCAUUCAUUCGAUUCGUUUUCGGAUGUUUGUAUUAGUAAUAUGUUCAAAUCUCCAAACGCAGUUGUCGACAAAAUGGCUUUGAUCUGUUUAAUGUGUUUAAAGUAAGUCGAGAAAAUUAUAUUCAUAUUGCAUUUUUAACGAUUAUUGGUUUACGGGAGUGAAUGUUUUAAACACAUACUUAAGACCUUUAGACGUCAUAUAUUUAAAAAUAUCAGCUUUCUUCUAGAUAUCACUCCCAUUUUCUGUAGAUAAUUAAUAUAAUUCAUGGUAGGUAGUGAUAGUAAUUGUUUCUUGUUCUCAGUUGCAUGUGGGACUGUUGUGUAAAUGAUUUUUUUUUUUGUUUGCGUUACGUAUGUCACAUCUGUUAAAUAAAGUUUUAUCAAUAAA
Lytechinus variegatus (green sea urchin) is the source of this 2344-nucleotide messenger RNA. RefSeq names its product late histone H2A.1-like. Gene Ontology annotation, molecular function: protein heterodimerization activity; structural constituent of chromatin; DNA binding. Gene Ontology annotation, cellular component: nucleosome. Lineage: Eukaryota; Metazoa; Echinodermata; Echinoidea; Temnopleuroida; Toxopneustidae. The coding region runs from base 276 to 677 and encodes 133 amino acids. The transcript has 3 exons. The record is from RefSeq and is a predicted model, not a curated record.